AUGGCUCCUUAUGAGGCCUUAUAUGGAAGACCAUGCAGAUCGCCAUUGUGUUGGGCAGAACCAGAUGAUCAUGAAUUUGAGUUUGAUGUUGGUGAUUAUGUCUUCUUGAAAGUUACUCUUAUGCGCGGUGUAAUGAGAUUUGGAGUGAAGGGUAAGCUAGCCCCGAGGUGUAUUGGACCUUUUGAGGUUAUCGAGAGGAUUGGGGAGGUCGCUUACCGAUUAAACUUAUCAAGACAAUUGGGACAUGUUCAUAAUGUAUUCCAUGUGUCUAUGUUGAGGAAGUGUACUCCAGAUCCGUCACAUGUUAUGGAGUAUGAGGCUAUCCCUCUUCAGGAAGAUGUGACUUAUGAAGAACAACCUGUCAAAAUCUUGGCGAGAGAGCUAAAAGUGUUAAGGAACAGAGAGAUUCCAGUAGUCAAGGUCUUAUAG
This is a messenger RNA of Cannabis sativa, 429 nucleotides long. RefSeq lists its product as uncharacterized. The record is from RefSeq and is a predicted model, not a curated record. NCBI's taxonomy places the organism in Eukaryota, Viridiplantae, Streptophyta, Magnoliopsida, Rosales, Cannabaceae. The transcript is spliced from 2 exons. The coding region runs from base 1 to 429 and encodes 142 amino acids.